AUGAAUACCAUCAAAAACACCGGCAGCUGGAUCUCCCACAAGACUCAAGGCGGAGCUCACUCCGCCAGCAAGGAGACAAACAAACAGAUCGCUAAAGACCCAAACGUCCGUGCCUCGACGCGCCUCCGAGCUGCAGGCGAUGCUAUCAAGGACAAGUUGCACGAGUCGUCCCACAAACGCCAGGCUGAUGUAGACAAGCAUGCCGCCAAGCACAAUUACUAG
This is a messenger RNA of Exophiala spinifera, 222 nucleotides long. RefSeq lists its product as uncharacterized. The coding region runs from base 1 to 222 and encodes 73 amino acids. The record is from RefSeq and is a predicted model, not a curated record. The transcript has 3 exons. NCBI's taxonomy places the organism in Eukaryota, Fungi, Ascomycota, Eurotiomycetes, Chaetothyriales, Herpotrichiellaceae.